Molecule: messenger RNA, 762 nt
Organism: Andrographis paniculata
Lineage: Eukaryota; Viridiplantae; Streptophyta; Magnoliopsida; Lamiales; Acanthaceae
Exons: 4
Coding region: 34-597 (187 amino acids)
Source: RefSeq, a predicted model, not a curated record
GAUUCUUUCAACGCCGUGGCGAGGAUUGCUCCGAUGGAAGAGAGCGGAGAGGAUUCUGGAUCGGAAGUCAGGCGUUCUCGCCGUUCGAAUUCCGAAGCGAAACAGCGAGAGGAUGCUCCAACGUUUCUGGAAGUGAUCUGCAAGUGUUCCGGGAAGAUUAGGCGUUUUUCCGUGGGAACUGAAGCUGGUUUUGCAGUGAAUUUGAUGAACAAGAAGUUGAUUAGUGAUGGUGGAAUGAAUAUUUCAUUAGCAACUUAUAUUGAGGCAUUUAAAGAAGGGGAAGAACCAAUUAGCUUCGGGCCUAGCUCAUUGCUCGUGGAUUAUGGAUCUGGUUGGAAGCUGCAAACUGUUGUAGAUUCACAGGGAAAUCGUGAAGCUCACACUAGACAGGUGCAAAAAGAAUCUCCUAAGGGAACCUAUGAUUCGAAGUCUAGAGGCUCCGGAAAUCAAAAUUCUAAGAUACAAUCGGGUUUCACACUUGUAUACAUGGGGAAGAUAUUGCUCGCUUUCCUUUUUAUGUUUAUAUUUGGCGCAAUUGUCACGUUGGGAUUGGAAAACCUUCCGCACCUCAUCUUAUACAUCAACUCAUUGGUAUGAAUCCUUUGUAUCUCAUUGUUAUUUUCUAUGUAACAAUAUUUUUCACGUAUAUGUUAACUUUUUUUUUUUUUGUCGAUCUUUAGCAAGUAAAGAUUUUGAUUUCUUCACACUAUUUGUCGGAACUAUUUGAGCCGUGGUAUGUUUAAUGUGCUUCAAUUUGAUCUU